Caenorhabditis elegans is the source of this 1138-nucleotide messenger RNA. It is a transcript of the gene R02E12.5, whose product is annotated as Zgc:. The record is from RefSeq and is marked reviewed. Bases 42 to 305 code for a protein of 87 amino acids. NCBI's taxonomy places the organism in Eukaryota, Metazoa, Nematoda, Chromadorea, Rhabditida, Rhabditidae. The transcript has 4 exons.
UGUUUCAUCUGAUAUUUCUCAUUCGGCUGUUUAGCGACGUUAUGGGCUGUCACUUCUCGCGCACGUCGUCUACCGAAGAUAUCCGCAAAAGUGUUGAUAAGACUCCAGAACCACUUCCCAAAAAGCCGACACCAACGAAUCGCGCUCCAGCUCAAGAGCUGCGAAGUGCUAACAACGGAAAUAUUCUGCAAAUUGCUGGAAAGCCAAUCAUCGAGGUCGAAAGUGCCAGUCAAGCCGAUUUCUUCCGUAUGUUGGACGACAAAAUCAAUAGGGGAAAAGGCGGCGAUUCUGACAGUGAAAACUGACACGUCGAAAUUCAGUGAUAUUCCUAACAAUUCGAGUGCUUCUGUAUCAUGUCCGGUUACAACAUUCCAUUUUUAUGGAAUGACUUCAAACAUCCUGGUGGUUUUCUUUAUCUUCUUCCUCUCUUGACCCUCUCUUUUAAAGUUUGCCACUGUUCGUACCAUAUCCUAUCAUAAUUACCAUUUCCCUUUUUUUUGCUUCUCUGACGGUUUCGUAGUGCGGUUCACGACCAAUCACUCUUAAGUUACCUAUUCUGUGUUCCUCCUACGUAUUUUUUCUUGCAAAAACAUUGUAGAACAAUAACGACAGAUUGAUUACUUCACGGCUAAUGGAAACACAAAUUCAAACGUUUCCCAUAUUAUAGAUUAAAUUUCAAUUUUUUCCAAACUUUGUUACUUAUUUUUGAUUGACUGUGAUACAGGUGAACAUCCUUAUGAGAAAAUGAACUGGUGAGAUCUUGUCAAAUCAAAUUUGUAACAGAGUAUGUAACUUUAGAAUUUUUGACUAGAAACACUUUGUGCCCCCCGAUUUUUGUACUUACUGUCAUUUCCUAGCUUUCCCUCCAACGUUUUCAGGUCUCUCUUUCCGAAUAACCCCCGUUCAUCGAAAAUAUUUCGCUUUCACAGUUUUCCACAUUCCCAUUAGUCCCUCUUUAUUUUUAUCUAUGGAUCGAUAUUACUAUGAUCAAUUGUUCAUGUCAAAUUUUUGUACUUGUCCUUUUUAUUUUCUUUUUAAAAAAUGUUUCCCUCACUUCUUUGAAUAUAUAUUUUUUCAACUGUUUCAAAUUUAUUCUCCUUUCUGUUUUCCACGUCCGAAUAAUGAAUGUUUGGCAAAU